GUUGGAAAUGUCAAGCACAUGGAGCAGACAUCUGGCCAGCCUCUGGUCUAAUAGUGAGGUUGUCACUGCAGCAUCUUGUCUCAUAUUGCUGGACAUGAUUGGGUGGUCUCGGCUGUUCACAUGUAUUAACUGUUCUCUUCUUGUUUCAGUGCACGAAGGCAGCCCUCUGGGUGAACUCCACCGUUGUAUCCGGGAGGGGGUGAAGGUGAAUGUUCACAUCCGCACUUUCAAGGGACUUCGAGGUGUCUGUACAGGCUUCCUCGUUGCAUUUGACAAGUUCUGGAAUAUGGCACUUACUGAUGUGGACGAGACCUACCGGAAACCUGUUCUAGGGAAAGCAUAUGAACGGGAUUCUUCACUGACUCUCACUAGGCUCUUUGAUCGGCUGAAACUUCAAGAUUCCUCCAAAAAGGAAGCCGAUUCCAAGUCUGCAGUGGAAGACUCUACUCUGUCCAGAUACUCCCAGACAUCCACUUGGAAGGUAGCGUCAGUUUGGGGAAGAGAAGACACUGACCGGGGCUCUCGCAAACGUUCCCGCUCUGUCCCUUCUUCCCUGCAGGCAUCUGCAAGGGAGGAGUCCAGGUCAGAGCUGUCAGGGAGGACUACACGGACAGAAGGGUCCAGUGUGGGGGGUACCUUUUCAAGGGCUACCACACUUUCCAGGGGCCAGUCUCGUAAGAAAAAGCGAAAGCCCAAAGUGGAUUACCAGCAGGUAUUCACUCGACAUAUUAAUCAGAUUUUCAUUCGAGGCGAGAAUGUCCUGCUGGUUCAUCUUGCACAGUGACCAGCUCAGCCUCACUUGAGCUUUGGUUUUUAGAAAUAAAGUGCAUGAAUUGCUGCUA
Tupaia belangeri chinensis (Chinese tree shrew) is the source of this 842-nucleotide messenger RNA. RefSeq names its product LSM11, U7 small nuclear RNA associated (gene LSM11). Gene Ontology annotation, biological process: mRNA 3'-end processing by stem-loop binding and cleavage. NCBI's taxonomy places the organism in Eukaryota, Metazoa, Chordata, Mammalia, Scandentia, Tupaiidae. Bases 8 to 784 code for a protein of 258 amino acids. Gene Ontology annotation, molecular function: U7 snRNA binding. Gene Ontology annotation, cellular component: U7 snRNP. The transcript has 3 exons. The record is from RefSeq and is a predicted model, not a curated record.